AUGGGCAAAAGUUCUAAAGACAAGCGCGAUAUAUAUUACAGACUAGCCAAAGAGCAAGGAUGGAGAGCACGCUCUGCAUUUAAACUGCUACAAGUGAAUGAAGAGUUCAGUAUAUUUGAGGGUGUCUCUAAAGCGGUGGAUUUGUGUGCUGCCCCCGGCAGUUGGAGUCAGGUCCUCAGCAGGCAACUAUACCAAAACCAGAACGAUGUAAAGAUAGUGGCUGUAGACCUGCAAGCAAUGGCACCUCUACCAGGUGUUAUACAGAUACAGGGUGACAUCACCAAGACAUCUACUGCUGAGAAUAUCAUCCGACACUUUGAAGGAGAGGAAGCUGAUCUAGUUGUAUGUGACGGAGCACCUGAUGUGACAGGACUCCACGAUAUCGACGAGUUUAUUCAGGCCCAGCUGCUCCUGGCUGCUCUCAACAUUACCACUCACGUAUUGAAGCUGGGUGGCACUUUCGUUGCUAAGAUUUUUAGAGGGAAGGAUGUAGCAUUACUGUUCAGUCAGCUGAGAAUAUUCUUUGAGGAUGUCAAGUGUUGCAAGCCUCGAUCGAGUAGAAACUCCAGUAUUGAGGCAUUCGUCGUCUGCAGAGGCUACAAUCCUCCGGAGGGGUACAUUCCCUCCAUGAUAAAUCCCAUGUUGCAGCUGGACUACAACUUUGAUUUCGAUAGUUUGGAUGGAGUUAACAGAUACGUGGUUCCUUACAUAGCAUGCGGAGACCUCAGUGCGUACGAUUCAGAUAAGAGUUAUACACUAGAGGAAGGAGACAUACCGUACGUUUACAGACCCCCAGUACAGUCCCCAAUAAACCCUCCUUACAAGCAAGCUUGUCUUCUAAAGAACGGCAAAAAUAUCGAACAGAAUAGUGUUAAUUUAUCAGACGUUACUGUUAGUAUUUUAUCACAAGCUACUGAUAAGAAUUUAUCAGAAGCUACUGAUAAGAAUUUAUCAGAAGCUACUGAUAAGAAUUUAUCAGAUAUUGGUGUGAGUGAUUUAAGAACUGAUGAGAAAGUAGAAGCAAAUAUUGAAGUUGACCGGACUGCUGAGAAAUUGAAUGAUUUGUCUGUGAAAUAGUAGAAAUCAAAAUAAGAUCUAGAUUUUGAGAAUUUUAAUGA
This is a messenger RNA of Bolinopsis microptera, 1118 nucleotides long. RefSeq names its product tRNA (cytidine(32)/guanosine(34)-2'-O)-methyltransferase-like. The record is from RefSeq and is a predicted model, not a curated record. Bases 1 to 1077 code for a protein of 358 amino acids. Gene Ontology annotation, cellular component: cytoplasm. Gene Ontology annotation, biological process: tRNA methylation; cytoplasmic translation. The transcript has 6 exons. Gene Ontology annotation, molecular function: tRNA methyltransferase activity. Lineage: Eukaryota; Metazoa; Ctenophora; Tentaculata; Lobata; Bolinopsidae.